AUGACAAAAGAAAUUCCUAGAAGUCAUUGUGUUAAAUGUGGAAAAGAUCGAUCAACAUCAACAUGUUUAGGAUGUUUAAAUGAUUUUUGUUAUAAUCAUUUAGCAUAUCAUCGAGAUGAAUUAAGUCGACAAUUAGAUCAUAUUGAACUUAAUCGUGAUGUAUUUAAACAAAAUUUUAAUGAAGAAAUAAAACAUCCAGAAAAAUAUUAUUUAUUAAAACAAAUUGAUAAAUGGGAAAAAGAUUCAAUUAAAAUUAUACAACAAACAGCAAUUGAAUGUAAAAAAAUAUUAAUGCAAUAUAGAGAACAAUAUUUAGAUCAAAUUGAAUUAAAUUUAAAUAAAUUAACUGAAAAAUUAAGAAAAAUUCGACAAAAAUCAGAUUUUAAUGAAAUUGAUUUAAGUCAUUUUAAAAAUAAAUUUCAUAAAUUACAAAAACAAUUUCAAUUAUCACCGAAUGUUUAUAUUCAUCAAAAUUCAACGGCACUUAUUAAUAAAAUUUCUAUUGUAGCAGCUGCAGGAAAAUAUAUUCCUGCACUGAAUAUUAAUAAUGAUACGAUAUGGAAUCAAUAUGGAACAACAAUUGCUGAUGAAUACCAAUUACAUAAUCCUUAUGGUAUUUGUGUUGAUGAUGAUAAUCAAAUAGUUUAUAUAGCUGAUUGUGAUAAUCAUCGUAUUGUUGAAUGUAAAUAUGGUGUUAUUAAUGGAGAAACUAUUGCUGGUGGGAAUGGAGAAGGAAAUCGAAUGGAUCAAUUAAAUUAUCCAACUGAUGUUAUUCUUGAUAAAAAAAGUAAUUCGCUUAUUAUUUGUGAUUAUAGAAAUAGUAGAGUUAUCCGAUGUUCUCGAGAAAAUAAUAUAAAUCAAGAUAUAAUCAUUUCGAAUAUUAAUUGUUGGGGUUUAACGAUGGAUAAUAAUGGAGAUAUUUAUGUUUCGGAUUGGAAAAAUAAUGAAGUCAAACGAUGGAAACAAGGAGAAAUAAAUGGAACAAUUGUUGCUGGUGGAAAUGGUGAAGGUGAUCAUGAUAAUCAACUUCAUUUUCCUACUUAUAUAUUUGUUGAUUUAAAUUAUUCAAUUUAUAUAUCAGAUUCAAAUAAUCAUCGUGUUAUGAAAUGGUUAAAAGAUGCAAAACAAGGUAUUGUUGUUGCUGGUGGAUAUGGACAAGGAAAUUGUUUUCGACAAUUAUCUUAUCCUCGUGGUAUUAUUGUUGAUCAUUUAGGUAAAAUUUAUAUUGCUGAUUCAGGCAAUAAUCGAGUAAUGCGUUGGUGUAAAGAAGAUGAAGAAGGUUCUAUUAUUGUUGGAGGAAAUGGAAAAGGAAAACAAUUGAAUCAAUUUACUAGUCUAAAUGGAAUAUCAUUUGAUCGUCAAGGGAAUUUAUAUGUUGUUGAUAAAGACAAUCAUCGAGUACAAAAAUUUCAAAUAGAAAUAAAUUAA
Adineta steineri is the source of this 1428-nucleotide messenger RNA. The record is from the annotation of a GenBank genome assembly. NCBI's taxonomy places the organism in Eukaryota, Metazoa, Rotifera, Eurotatoria, Adinetida, Adinetidae.